AUGACAAUCCCAACUUUGGUCUGCCUGUUGGCGGUGGCGAAGGCCGUGGCUGGCUUCACAUUCAGCCACUCCGACCCGGUCGAGUGUCAGGAUAUGACUCUUCAGUGGGAAGGCGGAACUGCCCCAUUCUACGCUACCGUCGUCCCCGCCUAUCCCCUCUCCGGCGCCCGUAUUCAGAACGUGACUAUCCCCGCAUCCGCCAGCGCUUCCUCCGCUCGGCGCUUUUCCUUCCGGUUGGACAACCCGGCCAACCUGGAGUUUAGCGUCAUCAUGAGUGAUGCGACGGGCUGGGGAGCUGGCGGAGUCACGCCUGUCCUUCAAAUCGCUGGAUCAAACGACCAGUCCUGCCAUACCACCUCGCCUCCCUUCGGCUUCUACUUCUACUGGGACCCAGCCAUCUCCAUCUCGACACCCCAGUGCCAGUCCAUGCGGCUGUCAUGGGACCGAAAUGUCGUCUAUCCCAUCCAGGCGCUCGGCUUCAUUCCCGGCGGAGCGGCAUUCACAAUCCCCACGCCCCAAAACACAUCCAGUCUAUCGACAACAUGGAACGUCAAUAUCCGAGAAGGCGCUCAGUACCAGAUCCUGAUGGCGGACUCUAGCCGAGUGGCCACUGGGGGCAGUACGAACCUAACUUGGGUCGUGGCAGGGAGCAAUUCCUGCCUGAACGCCAACAGCCCCGGUGCGGGCGCACGGGUGGCGACUGUCAUCAGUGCGGGAACGUCCGCUACUCGGUCGCUCACCUCCAUGCGGUCGUCGUCGGGCAUGCCGUCCUCGUCCGGCGUAUCAGACAACAGCGGCGGCGGGAUGUCAGGCGGAGGCGGGUCCAACAUCGGAACCAUUGUAGGCGGCGUCAUCGGCGGUCUCGCGGCUCUCGCUCUCCUCGUUCUCCUCCUCUUCUGCUGUCGUCGUCGGCGGCGUCAGGCAGCUCAGGAAGCGGAAGACUAUGCUCCGGCUCGCGCUGCAGAGGUCGCUCAGCCCGGGAUGCGCCAGAGCACCCUCUCCAUGGGCACCGCAGCGGUCAUGCGUCGCGCUACGCGGUCAAUGGGUCCAUCCCAUACCCGCCAGACAUCUCGGUCUUCCUUCGACAUCCUCUCUGAACCUGCUGGCGCUCCUCCAGCCCAUGCAGACCUCGAGACCCCACCGUCAAUCACAGGGCACGCGGUCGAUCCCUUCGUCUCUCCUUUCCCUGCGCCACCACCCCGCAACUCGUUCGAGCAGCGGCGCGAAGGUGUGGGUGCGGUACCCUGGGGAGCCGCAGCUACAAGGGGACACGUCCGGGAAAAGUCGGACGGGACUCUCGAUAGUCUACGACCGGAUGCGCAGACACGCAGAUCCGUUCCGGCCCCCUCGCUCGUCCCUCUCAACACCAGCGGCACUCAGGGAUCGGUCGGUCGCAGCUCACGCAAGCUGUCUGGGCAAUUCGGCGAGACACCCCCUCAGACCCCAACGGUCCGUCCCACGUCUCAGCUUCGGUCGCCGGUGCAGCGGACGACGUCAUCGGGCGGCCUGACGAGGUGGUCAGUCGAUGAAGAUGCGGAGCUUGGCUCGGCUCUAGGGUCGAUGGGGUCGAGGGACAGGUUGUCGGGCGUGGAGGAAGGGCGGGUGAGCCCGUCGACGACGACGUUCAUCCAGCAUAAUGAUGGAGGACCAGGCGGCAUAGUUGAGCUUCCGCCCAGCUACAAUCAGCUCCGUGCGAGAAACCCGGACGAGUAA
This is a messenger RNA of Dioszegia hungarica, 1713 nucleotides long. RefSeq lists its product as uncharacterized. The record is from RefSeq and is a predicted model, not a curated record. NCBI's taxonomy places the organism in Eukaryota, Fungi, Basidiomycota, Tremellomycetes, Tremellales, Bulleribasidiaceae. Bases 1 to 1713 code for a protein of 570 amino acids. The transcript is spliced from 4 exons.